Neocloeon triangulifer is the source of this 3680-nucleotide messenger RNA. Its product is annotated as salivary plasminogen activator gamma-like. The coding region runs from base 500 to 2275 and encodes 591 amino acids. Lineage: Eukaryota; Metazoa; Arthropoda; Insecta; Ephemeroptera; Baetidae. Gene Ontology annotation, biological process: proteolysis. Gene Ontology annotation, molecular function: serine-type endopeptidase activity. The record is from RefSeq and is a predicted model, not a curated record. The transcript is spliced from 12 exons.
UGGCUGGGGUCAGGGUUUAAAAAAACUCGCCUUGAAUUUUCACUACGAUUUCCAUGUAAAGUAAAACAGUCUUCAUAUUUAAAUUGAAAAAUUGAAACUUGGGUGAACCUCAAGGAAAAAAUGAAAAAAUAAAUGACAACUAACCCCCAAAAGGCGACCUACGGUCUGCUGGUACAUUUGGAAUACUUGCACGCAAUUAAUUUUUGAUGUAAAAAAAUUUUAGUAAAAAGUUUCCCUAUUUUUAAAUUUCAAGCAGAAGCGAUCCGAGAGAAACAACCGAUAACACAAUUUUCCUCAUCGAAUGAAGAUUUCACUCUUCACUGACAAAAGACAUUUAAGAUUUUUGUGUACGGGUUAAAAGUCACUAGAAUUUAUCAAUGACACGCGUUUGCGAUAAAGGAUUGUGUUGCUCCAGAUUGAACCAGCUGAUUUAGUCCCUUUUUCUCUCUCCAAUAUAUUUUGUGUGGUUGCUUGGUUUGAGCACUCUGUGAGCUUAUUAAUGGAGCGCAAAUUGUUGUUAUUUAUCUGCACCUGCCUGUGCGUCGGCAUUGACCCCGUCCGGCUCAACAACAUUGACGGAUAUAAAGUAAUUAAUUUGGCCGACUGCUGGAAUAAUGGAAGAAACAAAGAAAAUAUCUCCACUCCAGUUUUCUAUGUCAACGAGGAAAAUCUUAGUUUCGAUGAUUGUGGUCUGUGGAGCCAUGGCGUAAAUAUUCCUCCUUGGAUCAUAAAUAUCGUGAUAGAUAAAGAUAUUGACAAGUAUUGUCGCGGCGUGCUCUUAUCACAGCAAACAAUCAUCACUAAUGAUAUUUGCCACAUGGAUAAAGUAGACAUGCGUGAAAUAAAUAUAUUUGGCGGCAAUUGUGUAAAUGAUGAAGGAGGACGAUGCUUUAAAGGGCGACACCGUAUUAGUCAAAAAGUGUUAAGUCUCAAGAAGGUGGAAAUUCAAAUCGGCAGAUUUUUCUCCAACAUUGUCAAUAUUUUAGAGGUUCAAAAUCUUACUCUGACAGGCAGCUUGAAACCUGUCUGUUUGUGGAACAGAAACAACAAAAAUGACUCUUUGGAGAAUUUUUUCAUCUACGAUUUUCAUCAGGGUAAAGUAAAAGUAACAGAUUUUCUUGUUGAAGAUAGUUGCUUCACCAAUGCAAUUUCAAAAAGGAAGUGCGAUCUUUUGGGGCACUCGAUUUGCACGCAGACAAAUGGGCAAAGUUCAAAGGACGACUUUCUAUUUAUCAAGAAAUAUAACCGUUUCUUUCUGCGGGGAAUGAAAUUGAACGAAGGCAAUCAAAAGUCUGAGUGGCUUGAUUUACUCCCGCACAUUGCCCAAAUAGUCUCGGAGACUCCCGACCUGGCUGUCAUGCCGCCAAUACACGAGCCAAAGAACAAAAUCGAUUUUGGAAAGAAUCAGAGUUUUCCCAACUGUGGCAAAGUGAAAGUCGGUCUUUCGGGAAAAUACACACAUCACCGAAAUGGCACUGAAGCAGUGCAAGGCUUAAAUCCUUGGCAUGCAAGUCUAACCCGUCAUUCCGAAUCGGGGCCUUUGCAGUUCGACUUCUGCGGAGCAACCCUCAUUUCUAAAAGGACCCUUAUUACAGCGGCGCACUGUUUGUUUCACAACGGAAAUUUAUGGCCAGCGAGGAAUUUAGAAGUGACUUUUGGAAUGCACGACGCGUCAAAAUACUACGAAGCGUCAAGACAAAGAGCAAUGGCUUCUGAGAUUUUUAUUCACCCUGGCUACAAUCACAGCGCAGAAGACUUGAAAGACGACAUUGCCCUGAUCGUCUUGGCGCAAAAUAACCAGAUCCGAUUUACUGACCACGUGCAACCUAUUUGUCUGUGGAACGACCUUUACCAACUUGGUGCAAUCGUCAACAAAACAGGACAAGUGGUUGGUUGGGGUUUGACCGCCGAGAACGUGCAGGCUUCCAUUCUGCAACAGGCUGAUUUGCGAGUGGUCUCUUAUGAGGAGUGCUAUAUGAGCAAAAGGCUCUUUUUUUCGCUCAACCUGCGCCCCGGAGAAAACUUCUGCGUCAGUCGCACUUCCAAUCAGACAGGGGUGUGCAAGGGAGACAGUGGUGGUGGGUUUGUCAUUUACGACCCUUCACAAAACCGCCACUUUUUGCGAGGGGUCGUCAGCAUGGGUCGCACCCGGACGGUGACCUCGAGUGACGGCAACACGGUUGAAACGUGCUACCCAAAUUACAACGCUCUCUUCACCGACAUCACGAAUUGCAUGCAGUGGAUUGUGCACAACUCGCCCGGCAUCACCGCAUAGUCAACAUUAUAGAAAACAAUCGAUUAAAAAAAAAAUUUACUUCAAAAACCUAAUAGUAUUCAUUAUUCACGUAAACCAAAAUUUUAAGCAGAAAAUCAUGAAGGAUCUUGAAUAAAUAUGCAAACUAAAACUCGACUAAUUUAAUUAAAAGUGUCAUUUUUCAACGCGUUCUUUUUUUUAAUUUUAUUUCAUGCGACAUUCAAAAAUCCACGCAAAUGAAAGUGAACGGGUCAGAUGAUCUACCCAAAUUAAAUUCCGGCGCCCCACUAGCAUUGUUAAGAGAAGUAUACGUGACCAGCGAACCAAUAUCGAAGGCUCCAUUUCUAUUAUAUAUUAUUGUGAAACUUGGGAUGAGUUUUUGAGGGAAAAAAUUAGUUUGGUUUUGGCAAUCGUAGCUGAGCCCACUUGUCAGGUCGAUCACAACACCAUUUGUCAUUGACCAGUAUUUGGUUGUAAAAGUUGUAAUCGCCAACGCAGCUUCAAAGAAAUUUUCAUUAUAAGAGAUUUGAUAACAAAUCGAUUCGAAAACGUACAAACCGCUUUGGCACAAUUUGUAGCUCUGACAUAAUUCCACGGUGACACUAAUCGCAUUCCUAACCCGCAGCAAGUACCCACUGCAUCUGAGUAAGGAGACGGCUGUCAUAAAAAUAUUAAUUUCGUCUUACAAAUUUCAUUAAAUGCUUCACAUUUACAUUUCGAAACUGUAUUAAAAUAAGUUUUGAAUCAUUGCAUUUGCAGACCCAAGAUCCGUUGACAUAGUCAAUGCAUGUUGACACAUCUAAAAGUGUUCAAAAAAUAAACUUAAAUUGAAUUUUGUUCAAAUUAAUCGGGUACUCAUAGAUAAUGAGGUUAAAUUGUUCCUCGCAGCUACCUAGAUUCAAAAUUUGAAAUUAGUCAAAUAUGGUUAUUGAAAAUUUUCAAAUUUCAUACGUCGAUGGUACAUGUAGAAUUUGCACAUCUGGAAGCUGCCGAAACUAGUUGAUUAGUCUAUAAAAUAAAUUAUUUAAAAAAUGUAAAUAUUAUGUCCAAUUUGAUUGAUCACGUCUGUCGUCUGAUUGUUCAUGUUUGUGACGAUGUUGUCAAAAAUCGCUGGCGCUUUGUCCCUCGCGCAUUUCGCCGUCUGAUACGCCUGAUCGCACUCAUCCAUUCCAGCUUUUUUAUUUAUUUAUUUAUACAAUUUUUUUUUGAAAAUAAUUAAUUGGUGCUCUAAAUUUUAGUUAUCCUACAAGCAUUGCUGUUGCAACCAUCCACAAUGGCCGUGCUGUUCAUUAGCGCGUCAGUGUUCUGCAUGGCCAUGAGCUCGAGCAUUGCGAAAACUGCGCUUGCCACAAAUUUACCUCCAACCAGCUUUUAAGUUUAAAAUUCAACCUUCAAAUAUUCUGUAUAUUAAUUUGUCUCAUGUACC